This is a messenger RNA of Cyphomyrmex costatus, 1162 nucleotides long. RefSeq lists its product as uncharacterized. The record is from RefSeq and is a predicted model, not a curated record. The transcript has 3 exons. The coding region runs from base 1 to 936 and encodes 311 amino acids. Lineage: Eukaryota; Metazoa; Arthropoda; Insecta; Hymenoptera; Formicidae.
AUGUAUUCUAAAAUGAGAUUAGAGGAGGAUCUGGUGAUCCGCAGGAGCCGACCCACGAUGAUCUCCGCUAAAUAUCGCGCCCGCGAGGAACGUCGCCGUCUGCUCAAGAUUUCCGCCGGCAAGCUGAGGAGGAUCGAGGAUCCUGAAGCAAGCCUGUGCCGAUCGGUUCUUAUAAAUAACGCGGUACGACGGUUGCAACGUGACAAUCGGGACGACAAGACACGAAGUUACGGUACACUUCCAAUAGUGGCGUCAUACAUGGACGAUGCUAGCAAGGAAAAUAGCAUUGUCGGGAGUCUCAUCGCCGACGUAACGAACGAGGAAACUUCCUCUAGGAAAAGGUUGGCUGACGAUUCGAGAAACGACGAACUCAAUUCCAAGCGGCAUAGGCAUGAUGACUUAGACUUGCAAGAUGAUGUAUUCAGUGACUUCUACAUCUUACCACCGACGCCACGUUUGCUCUCGCAUAUCGAUGAAAUUCAACCAGAAGCGUUAGUGUCGCAUCAUAACGGCAGUCACCAUCUGGGCUUCUCGGAGGACCGCUUGAGCGGCGGCGUGGCUGACGUGCGAUCGAAUGGCACAAUCAUCAGCACAAGUAGCACCUCCACAACGACUAACGGCAUUGGAGUCGACAGCGUGACAAGCUGCCAUUCCGUGCUUUUCCCCGUUGUCGGAGAUCUCGACGACACGAGCGUACAACUCUCGAGACCAGGAACCGAUAUGAUGGAGGUGGACGUAGUCGAUCCCGAUCGGCUUUGUGACUUUUCUAGAUUCGCCGACUCGGCGAAGACGCUGGAAGAACGACUGGCCGAGCUGCAGUCUUUGGAUGAGCAUUUCGACCUUACCAAGUUCGAGCGUAAUAACAAUCAGAGUUGCGGCCGGGCCUUCCAUGACAUACAGACCUUCCACAGCCUCGUGCCAGGUCUGGAAACUUAGACGAUGGUACUAUAUCUCGAGCCAACGAUGUUGCAGAACGCCAACGGCGACGGUGAUGCUAGCUUUAUGAUACACAGAGUCGCCUGACGAGAAAUUAUGUGUGAAUCUCGCGUUGGCCUUAUCUUUAUGCGCUCGUAGAUGGGAAAUGUGUGAUCAAGCGCAUGCCGAUGCGUUAAGUACUCUGAAGGACUUUUUACCGUGGGCAAAUGGAUGGGCUAAAUUCUAU